ACACUGCGAAAUUAGGGCAAAAAGAAAAGAAAAAGAAAAGCGCAAGCCGAAACCCUCGCUUCGCCCUCCCCGUCGACGCCGCCUCCGCCGCAAACCUCGUCCCGCCCUCUCCCGCGGCAGCCGAGGCCGAGGCGUCGUCGGAGACCACAGAUCCGGACGGAUCUGACUGCGGGCGAUGUCGGGCGGAAGCGGCUCGUCCGGGCGCGCGGCCCCGCGGUACGCGCCGGAGGACCCGUCGCUGCCGAAGCCGUGGCGAGGCCUCGUUGAUGGCACCACCGGCUACCUCUACUACUGGAACCCGGAGACGAACGUGACGCAGUACGAGAAGCCCCUGCCCCCAGAGAACCAGCUCCCGCCGCCUCCGCCCCCGCUGCCUCCCCCGCCUCCUCGGAGCCGCGACCGCCGCGACAGGUCCCGAUCCCGCUCCCGCAGCCCGCCACGGCGUGACCACAGGGACAGGGAUCGCGACCGCGACCGGCGCCACGACGAGCACGCGUCUUCCAAGUCGGCGUCUUCCCACCACCAUCCUCCUCUAGUCGCUGCCGUCGCUCCCGAUGACCCGUCUACUGAGGCAUACCGCCGCCGCCACGAGAUCACAGUCACCGGGAAUAACGUGCCUGCACCGAUAACUUCGUUUGAGGCUGGUGUUUUCCCAUCCGAAAUUCUCAAGGAGAUACAACGUGCUGGAUUCGCUAGCCCAACACCAAUACAAGCCCAGUCAUGGCCAAUUGCCAUGCAGAGUCAAGAUGUUGUAGCUAUUGCGAAGACGGGAUCUGGCAAAACUCUUGGGUAUCUGCUUCCUGGAUUUAUGCAUAUUAAGCGUCUGCAAAACAAUCCCAGGUCUGGUCCAACAGUGCUAGUUUUGGCACCAACAAGGGAACUCGCAACACAGAUUCUGGAUGAAGCUGUAAAAUUUGGCAGAUCAUCGAGAAUUUCCUGCACGUGCCUGUAUGGUGGUGCUCCUAAAGGCCCCCAGUUAAGAGAUUUAGAUAGAGGGGUUGAUGUCGUUGUUGCUACACCUGGAAGGUUAAAUGACAUUCUAGAAAUGCGAAGGGUAAGCCUUAAGCAAAUCUCAUACCUUGUUCUGGACGAGGCUGACCGCAUGUUGGACAUGGGCUUUGAGCCACAAAUACGGAAGAUAGUGAAAGAAAUACCUCACCGUCGUCAAACCCUUAUGUACACUGCUACUUGGCCUAAGGAAGUCCGAAGGAUUGCAGAUGAUCUUCUUGUUCAUCCUGUCCAAGUGACCAUUGGAAGUGUUGAUGAACUUGUUGCUAAUAGUGCUAUUACCCAGCAUAUAGAGGUGAUCACGCCCUCGGAAAAGCUUAGACGUCUGGAGCAAAUAUUACGAUCCCAGGAUUCAGGCUCAAAAAUAUUAAUAUUUUGUACUACCAAGAGAAUGUGUGACCAACUUGCGAGGACACUCACGAGGCAGUUUGGAGCUUCGGCCAUUCAUGGUGACAAGUCCCAAAGUGAAAGAGAGAAGGUUCUGAACCAUUUUCGAUCUGGGCGGUCUCCUAUUUUGGUUGCAACAGAUGUUGCUGCACGAGGUUUAGACAUCAAAGAUAUCAGGGUUGUGAUCAACUAUGAUUUCCCCACUGGUGUUGAAGACUAUGUUCACAGGAUCGGCAGGACAGGAAGGGCUGGUGCCACUGGUGUGGCAUAUACAUUUUUCUGUGAUCAGGAUUCAAAAUAUGCGUCAGACCUAAUCAAAAUCCUGGAAGGGGCAAACCAAAAGGUGCCCCGUGAUUUAGAGGACAUGGCUUCUCGAGGUGGGCGUGGUAGGAAGCGUAACCGCUGGGCAUCCCGCUCUGACAAGGGUGGUUCACGUUCAGAACUAGAUUCUAGGUACAGUGGGAGAGAUGGACUGGCAUCUUCUGGGAGAUCAGAGAGUAGUCGUGGUGGUCGUGGAAAAGAUGAUUAUGGUGGUCGUGGCAGGCACGAUUACGGUGAAACUGAUGGACGAUCUCGAAAGUCCGCUAGAGGUCGUAGUAGAAGCCGUAGCAGAAGUGACAGUGAUAGGUACAGCCGCAGUCCUAAGAGGUCACGCCGCCAUGAUGUGCAGGCUAGCCGUGGCAGGACAAAGAGCCGUAGCCGAAGCAGGACAAAGAGCCGUAGCGGAAGCAGGAGCAGAAGUUACAGUAGAAAUCGUCAUGCUAGCCGCAGUAGGAGUCGUAGCCCUGCUGCUAGCCGCAGGUAUGAAAGGACUGGUGCUAUCUCAGGGUCUGCACGGCCUGACUCAGUGCACCCAGAGCGCAAAAGCUCUCCAAGAGCUCAUUCUGCUAAUGACCAUGUGAACCACUCUGACCACAAGGAUGACCGUCACCUGGAAGAUGGGAAGAUGGAAAAGGUUGAUCUUGAUCGCUCACCCAGCCCACAAGAUGACAAGUCUGCUCCAUAUAGCCCUGUGUACAAUGGCAAAGCCAGUGGCUCGAUGAGCCCAAACGGUCAGCCAGAAGGUGAUGCCAAAGGUGUGGAAGCUUCUGAGAAACCUGAUACUGCAUCUCCAGUACGUUACAGCAAGAACAGAGAGGAUGAAGAGGAAGGUGUCAUCGACGAGGAUGGGGAGAUUGCUGAGGAUGAUCCUCGGUCUAGUGCAGCGGUGCAAAAUGGUGAUGGUAACCGAUUAUUUUGACAAGAUUCGAAGAACAGCUGAGUGGUCGCCUGCGUCUGCAAUGACAACCAGUCUUUUAAAGCAAACUGUGGCCAUUCGCUAUCCACCAACAAUCAAGAUCAUAGAAUUGCAUUUGCAUCUUGCAUUAGAACAUUAUACUCGUCUAUUAUGGCUUUUUAACAUUGUUAUGGUGAUACCUAUGACAUUUGUGAACGAAAACAAUAGAUGUUUUACCAUCCGAUGUUCAUGACAUA
This is a messenger RNA of Phragmites australis (common reed), 2868 nucleotides long. Its product is annotated as DEAD-box ATP-dependent RNA helicase 40-like. Gene Ontology annotation, molecular function: RNA helicase activity; RNA binding; protein binding. The transcript is spliced from 7 exons. Gene Ontology annotation, cellular component: cytoplasm; ribonucleoprotein complex; nucleus. NCBI's taxonomy places the organism in Eukaryota, Viridiplantae, Streptophyta, Magnoliopsida, Poales, Poaceae. Bases 176 to 2635 code for a protein of 819 amino acids. The record is from RefSeq and is a predicted model, not a curated record.